AGACUCGAGAUUAGAGUCGACUCGACAUGGAUUGGUCAUGUCAUGAGACGAUCCUGUUAACGUGAUGAUGUCGAUAAGCCCUUGUGACCGUGCGCAGUGUUAAGGAGCUUUUCAGCAGGCAAGUGUAUUGGCCCGGCGGUGGUGCAGAGGUUGUGUGUCGACGGAAACAUACGCUGACGGGAAGCAGAAUCUAGCAGGUCCUUGGGAAGUAAAAGUGCGUAGUUAAAGAAUGAAGUCCACCUAAGCGAUAUCUAUAUGAGGUGCAAAAACCAACUCACCAUGGUUCUGACCGAUCUUCCUGCUGUUCGUUAGAGCAGAGGACUUUCUUUCUCAACAACUGUCGUUCCUCUUCAACUGCAGACAGAUUGAUUUGACCAAAGAUAAUAAGUGAAAUUCGGAUUAAAUUUUUAAACUCAAAUAUUGCUAUUUGCUUGUAAUUCUUGUUACGACCUUCGGACUAUAGUUCGGUAUGUCAUUAAAGAUGGAUGUGUAGCAGUGUGAGAGAGAGAGAGAGAGAGAGAGAGAGAGAGAGAGAGAGAGAUAGCAAGCCCGGGAAGGGCUGGCUGUAAAAAUCAAUGCAUAUGCGACGGGAAGCAAAACUAUCAUCACCGACGUGAGGACACGUCGAUCAACCAACACCGGUGAAGCCUGUCACCAUGACAAUAAUGCACCAAAACAGCCCAUUUGAUGAAUAUCCUCCUGCGUGCCGUGUGCGGUGGUGGUGUAUCAUCCACGAGCGCGUUGUGUUGAACGGCAGCAGACCAAAGGGAUCAAUCAAUACCGAAGCGUGUGUUUCUGGUGGGCCACCUGUGAAGUGUGUCGGCCGUGACUUACGGGUAAGCUCUCAAACCCAAGCUUAUCAUCAAAGGAAUCCGAGCAAGAUUUUGCCACCAACGCGCGGCCAUGAAGCAUCAACAAGUGGUUCCCGACUAUGCAGCCAUGGUAAAAACAUCCGGCUAGUGCAAGCUAUAUUCUGGCUACCGGGCUAUCUGGAGAAAAACCAGGAACAAUUGUACCGGCGGGUAGAGCAACGGUCCGGAUUGGCGUCCGAUGAUAGGAUGCAGCAGGCGGUGGACAAGCGAUUUGAUGAGCUUACUGGCAAAGAACUGGACGAAAGCACCGAAAAGGCAACGAUUUUGGAGGAGAAGGGAGAAAACGAUGCGGUCGAGUGUGAGGCAGAUAGCAAAAAGGACAAAUAGUCGAAUGCUACGUGGCGCCGUAGAGCUAGGUUGCGUGAGGCUUGGUGCGGUUUUAUGUCAGAUGUUUUCGCUUUUAUUUCAUAGUAAGUUGUAAUCAUCCUCCCGUGUAGUAGUAAUCCAAAAAAAAAAACAAAAAGCAACCCCGUUUUCUGCCUAGUUAACUUCGUCGUACCCACCGGAUUUACGCCCGUUUCGCCGCGUGACGGGGAGGGAUUCCGCGGCAGUAAAACAGUAAGGGGCUAGAAACAAAAGCGUGUACACACACACACACACACACUAUGAUAAAUUUUACACAACAUAUGUAAACAAAGCCCGUUCGUAAUUUUUGUUUGCGGUGCAAAUAAGACGAUUAAAGAAACCCUCCUUGAAGUCCGGUUUUAUGGCUUACAUUUUCAACUUUGCUCGGAUUACACUGAUGUGCGGUUGUUUGCUGAUGCGUUAAGGACCAUUGCGCUGGUUGGACACGCGAAAAAAAGUGAAGCGACAAGGUUAAACUGUGCCUAGGAGUUUUCCGAAGCAUUCCGUUUUAAAUGCAGGCGCAACGCACGUGAUUGCUUACAAGUCAUUUGGAGUCACUCGCUUAUUCCGUACACUCUUAUGCUACUGGUAAAAA
Messenger RNA from Anopheles stephensi (Asian malaria mosquito), 1812 nucleotides. RefSeq lists its product as uncharacterized. Bases 657 to 1199 code for a protein of 180 amino acids. NCBI's taxonomy places the organism in Eukaryota, Metazoa, Arthropoda, Insecta, Diptera, Culicidae. The record is from RefSeq and is a predicted model, not a curated record. The transcript has 2 exons.